Suillus discolor is the source of this 891-nucleotide messenger RNA. RefSeq lists its product as uncharacterized. NCBI's taxonomy places the organism in Eukaryota, Fungi, Basidiomycota, Agaricomycetes, Boletales, Suillaceae. The coding region runs from base 1 to 891 and encodes 296 amino acids. The transcript has 4 exons. The record is from RefSeq and is a predicted model, not a curated record.
AUGCCUCCCAGGAAAACGAAAGGUGGAGGAAAGAAAGCAGCGUCAGGAGGAGACGAAGGUGGAUCGCACCUGCACCUGGAUCAAAGGCCGAUAGAACCUACUGGUCAGAAGAAAGACAUCGGGAAAGAGACGCAGAAAUUGGACGCACAGGUUGCGAAAUGCAAAGCUGGCGUUGCAUGGGUGAAUUUGCUGGAUAUCGCAGACACCCUGAAAUUCGGGGUGUACAACGAUCGACCUGAAAAAGACGAGGAAACGAACAAAUUAGUUACAUCCUUCAAGACGUUGGGUAUCACACUGAUGAAAGACACGGCAGCAAUCCCAAUCAUCGUGGAUAUGAAACGCGUAGAGAACAAGGACUCACUGUUGAAGAAUUUCGACGAACCGGAGAAGGUUAGCGAACUGAAGAUGAAGGACAAGAAUCAUAUCGUUGUCGCGUCGGGCCAGCAUCGUCUUUCGGCACUCAAGCGAUACACGCAGUCCUUGCGCGACGAAGUCGAAAUGUUCGACAAGAAGCGAAACAAGAUCAUGGGCAUGUCGAAACUAACGCCAGAAAACGUUCAGCAGCACAACGAGUACCGGGCACAACAAUGCGACAUACUUGAUAUCCUCCACAACAUUGGCCAGUGGGGGGUGAUCGUGUACGAUCAAGACAAGUACCGUGAUGACGUCCGCGCAUGCCACCGUUCUGAGCGCGGACCAUACCUAUCUAUUUGGUCUGACGGGCGCACCCCUGUAAACGUCACCCCGUCACCCCAGCCGCAAAUGGAAGUCCAUCACGCGUCAACCCGUCACCCUUACUUAUUUAGACUUUCAGGCAUCGCCCUGUCCGAGUUGCUUGUGAUGGACGAUUAUGUAAAUUCCCAGCAGCUGUUUUGCGAGCUCGUUCUGUGA